GAAAACCAGAAAAACCAGAAAAACCAGAGAGAGAGCGAGAGAGAGAGAGAGUGGAGGAGAAGCAGUGAAGACGUAAGAAAGAACAUAAAUUGUUGCUCAAGCCGUACAGAAAGGAGGAGCAUGGGAAGCCUUUGAGAAAAGUAGUUGAUGACAGAGUGUGGCACAGGCAGGGAAUCUGCAGCAGAGGCGUGAUGAUCAGUGGUAACCAUGGAUCCUCCUCUUCAUUUUUGUUGUUUCAAAAUCAGAAGAAGUCAGUCUGAUUGUAAAUGGCCGUGGUGGAAUUCAGAGGAACCACCUGUAAAUGAACAUUUCUGACUUCUUUCAGCUCAACACCUUAAGAUCUGCAGGGAAGGCAGCUUCUGAGAAAAAUGCUGCAGCCGAUGCAACACUAAAGAACUGGUUGUGUGGGGAGACAUACAAACAUUGCCCUGAGUCGUCAGGAAGGAGAGGCACACAAAGCAGGAGGAGCAUUUGAGGAGUAUGGGACGAGGAGUUCAGCACUUUGACUUGUUGCCUGGAUGUCAGAUCUCCAGCACUCAAUGACCAGCAACGGGUUUAGCAGCUCAAGUUUGCUUCAGGGCCGGCGUUUCUACUGUCGAGAAUGGGCCCUGGACAAGCUGCGGCGUUGCCUGGAUGCACGCUCAGUACCAGGUCAGCCACCGGGGCUGCUGGUUACGGGGGGUCCCGGUGUAGGGAAGACAGCACUGUGCACGGAGGUGGUGUGUCCCACGUCAAAGGCAGGGCUGAUGGUUGAGCUAGCACAGCGCUGUCUGGCAUCCCACUUCUGUCAGAGACAGGACCAGAGGAGCACAGUGCUGUGGAGGUUCAUACUUGGCCUGGUGGAGCAGCUGAGGGUCUCCCCGCUCCUGCCUACUUCCUAUAAGGAGAUCCUGGACAGCCCAUCCGUACUAUCUGCUCUGCAGCCUUACAGCUGUCUAAGGGAUCCUUAUGAUACUUUCAAAAGAGCUGUGUUGGGGCCUCUGUUGGACCUUCCUCCUCCUGCCCAGACUCUGAUGGUAGUGGUGGACUCUCUGGAUGUGGGACACAGGACCAGGGAUGCAGGUUCAAAGAGCCAUUCCAUUGCAGAACUUUUGGCAACCAAUCAACACCUAUUGCCCAGUUGGAUGCUGCUGGUUUGCUCUAUCCGGCGUCAAAAUAAAGAUGUGUGCAAGAUGUUCUCAGGUUUUCGUAGAUUGUGUCUGGAUGAUCUACGGAAACCCCCACCAGUUCGUGAUGUGCAGCAAUACAUCCUGUGUCGCCUGGACGAAGAAGCAGCACUUCGCCGUCAGCUCACUCCAGACACAGCUGACAUGCUGAAUCUGCUGCAUAUCAAGAGUGGUAGCUGUUUUCUCUUCCUUGAACGCGUGCUCGAUGGUGUGGCAGCUGCCCUGGUGGGUCUGCGAGAGAUCCGAGAUAUCCCUGGAACACUCAACGGUCUCUACCUAUGGCUGUGCCAGAGACUUUUCCCCCGGGGACUGUUUGUCUACAUCAGACCUCUUCUUAAUGUCCUUUUAGCUGCCCCAAUGCCACUCACACCUCAGCAGUUGUUCACAGCUACGUGGACACAUGAUACAUCCCUGAGCCUGCAGGACUUUCAAUGCAGGCUUCAAACCCUGUCUCCUCUCUUGAUUGAUGGCCCAGGAGGCAGCAAACUACUUUUUCAUGCCAGCUUUGCUGAGUGGCUAUUGGAUGUCAAGUAUUGUACACAGAAGUACCUCUGUUGUAGAGCAGAGGGUCACAGCAUGCUUGCAAUGGCGCUAUCAUUGCAGGGACCCUAUCUGGACUUUGAGGAGACUUGCCAGCUUGCCAACCAUUUAGUUUGCUCAGGGCAGCAUAAAGAAGACCCUUCAUUACUGGCACUGUGGAUGGUGUGGACAGGUGUGGAUGUUGCUGCCCCGAGCAUUAUUAGUGGGCAAACAACAUCUUUACCUCAAUCUCCUGUUCUCGUCAGUCAGGAAGUCCUUCAGCUUUUACAGAAGACUGGACUCCUCUCUCCACAUUUGUCUGCGGAUACAUUAAAAACUGCUGGAGUGCAGUGCAUGGAUGAAGUGGAAACUAGCUUACAAAAGCCAUUAAAAAGGCAAGAGUCCAAAGACAGGCAGCCUUUGCUAGCAAGUGCAGCCCAUGAGGGUUCUGCCAAUGUAGUCCAUCUUCUCUUGACACAUGGAGCUGAUCCACUGAUUAGUGAUGAACAAGGUCAGACACCACUGACAUUGGCUUCCAGGCAGGGUCAUGUCAAAGUAUUAUCUGUCCUCCUGGAAUGGGCCAAAAUGCAGGAACCAGAAAUAGCUGUGAGAAUGAUGGAGCAUGUUGACAAUGAGGGGUGGACAGCAUUGCGCUCUGCAGCUUGGGGAGGACACAGUGACGCAGUCUGUCUUUUGCUGGAUGCAGGGGCAGAUGUAGAUGGAUGCGACACUGAGAGCCGGACUGCUCUUAGAGCUGCAGCCUGGGGUGGUCAUGAGGAAAUUGUCCUGAUGCUGUUGGACUAUGGAGCGCAGGUAGACAAAGCAGAUAGCAAGGGGCGCACACCACUGAUUGCAGCUGCCUACAUGGGACAUCAUAAAACUGUGGAAAUAUUGCUUGAUCACAAUGCAAAAGCUGACUUAGCUGAUGGAGAUGGCCGUACGGCUCUGUCCGUGGCUGCCCUCUGUGCUCCCAUAGCUGUAGGGCUCAACGGUUAUGGGGAUGUUGCCAGUUUACUCUUGGAGCGUGGCGCAGAUCCAGGACACAGAGACCAUGAUGGAAUGACACCACUACUUCUUGCAGCCUAUGAGGGCCAUGAAGACAUAGUUGAACUUUUAUUGGAAGCUGGUGCUGAUGUAGAUGAGACUGCUGGCAUUGAUGCCAGUGCCUCUGUUGCAGCUGCUGUUACUCCACUGCUUGCAGCAGCAGCAAUGGGCCGCAUUAGGACAGUGUCACGGUUGCUUUUCUGGGGAGCAGCUGUGGAUGCCAUUGAUUGUGAAGGAAGGACAGCACUCUGCCUGGCAGCAGCAACAGGCAGUGUUGAAGUUGUACGUGCACUGCUGGACCGAGGCCUGGAUGAGAACCACAAGGAUGACCUUGGAUGGACUCCACUGCAUGCUGCUGCCUGUGAAGGUCAUCGUGCUGUGUGUGCUGCUUUGACAGAGCAUUCCAGUAUGGCACGUGUGGGAGAGAUGGACAUUGAAGGUCGCACUCCCCUUAUAUUGGCUGCCCAGGAGGGUCACUGGAGCACUGUCAGACUGUUAUUGGAUAGACGGUCUUCCAUUGACCACCGGGCCUAUGAUGGGCACUCUGCUCUGAGCUUCGCCCUCCUAGAGGGUCAUACUGAGGUGGCAGAGUUGCUUAUGAGGCGGGGUGCUGAUACUGAUGUUCAAGAUGCAGAGGGGCGGCCUCUCCUCUAUCUCUUGGUGCUGGAGAAUCGCCUUGAAAUGGCUACACUUCUCAUAGAGAAAGGAGGCAUUCCCUUAGAGUCACGGGACUCUGAAGGGCGUACAGCGCUUCAUGUGGCCUCAUGGCAGGGAAGUGUAGACAUGGUACAGUUACUUUUACUGCAUGGAGCCAAUCUGAAUGCACAGGAUACUGAAGGAAGACCUCCACUGCAUUCAGUGGCAUGGACAGGACAUGCUGAAGUGGGCCGGUGUCUACUAGAAGCCACUGAUAUCAAUGUAGAUCUUUCUUGCAAGCAACAUGGGGCAACAGCUCUGAGCAUUGCUGCCCAGGAAGGACAUGCUGACAUUGUUAUGAUGCUUCUAGAAAAAGGUGCAAAUCCAAACCACAUAGAUAAAUAUGGCCGAAGUCCUGUCAAAGUAGCUGUGAAACAUCGGCACUUUACCAUUGUUAAACUCCUGGAGAGCUAUGGAGCUAAGCCAUACCUGGGCCCAGUGCCUCAGUCUACCUUUGUCUUCACUCCAAAAUCCAACACAAAAUCAUCCUCAGCCAUCCUGAGGGGUAAUGGAUGUGAAGGCAGUGGUGAAUCAGCAGUUGCUACCUCCUUGUCCUCAGUGUCUUCCCCAGACUCCACUGCUGAUCAGUUUCAAUCCAUGCAGAGUUCCCAAACUUCAUCUACUUGCCACUCACUGGCCACUGUACAGACAGUCCCAGCAGACAGCCUCAGCUUUGUCCAACAAAUUCAACAGCAUUCACUGCCUCGCAGCCGGAGCCGGCCUUCCACUCUCCCUCCAGCAGGGACCUCAGGCAUGGGCAGCCUCCAUGGAAGCAGCCAGAGGCCACCCAAAGGCAGCCCUCCCCUCAGUGUUUGCAUGGUUACCGCCAUGGUGCACAACUGCGAACUACCUGAGAAAGGCGUUUCCUGUGAGCUUGAACACUCCAACAAAAACAACAAACAAAACACAAGCUUAAUUAAAUCAGAUAGUCCCAUUUAUGUAGGUGGUAAAUGGCACUCAGUCAUGGCUUCUCUUGGGAUAAUCCCGGGACAAGAUGAUCCUGGUUUAGCUGCUAAAAACAGAGAGAGUCCUCCUCUGGGUUACCCAUGCAAACUACAAAGCCCUCUUCAAGUGGAAGCUUGGGAUUCUCCACCCCAAAAGAACACCUUGUCACCUAUCUCCUGUACUUUUACUCCAGUCUCAAAUUAUAGUGCCUUGAAAGAUGACUCUAUGAUUGUUAUGACAACUGCAGAUCCCCAUCUUAAUCUGAAACAAGCCAUCAAACUACAGUUUGAGGGUCCCACCAGUGCGGCCUUAUAUAAAAAAGAGACAUCGUUAUGAUGGAUGAUCACGUAAUCAUAUUUACAUAACUCAAAUUUAUCAUCAAUAACAGACCAAUAUCUGGGCCUUGCUCAAAACCAACUUAAAAUCUGUAAAAUCAUUAAGUGAAACUGGUGAUGAGAUCUAAAAGAAGGGAACAUUUUUGAGGUACAAUGGCAAGGGAAAGUACUUGAGCACAUCAUCCAUCCAUCCAUCCAUUUUCUGUACCCACUUACUCUAAUUAAGGGUCACAGGGGGGCUGGAGCCUAUCCCCGUAGUUAUAGGGUGUGAGGGAGGGUACACCCUAGACAG
Messenger RNA from Thalassophryne amazonica, 4997 nucleotides. RefSeq names its product ankyrin repeat domain 50-like (gene ankrd50l). NCBI's taxonomy places the organism in Eukaryota, Metazoa, Chordata, Actinopteri, Batrachoidiformes, Batrachoididae. The record is from RefSeq and is a predicted model, not a curated record. The coding region runs from base 519 to 4706 and encodes 1395 amino acids. The transcript has 4 exons. Gene Ontology annotation, molecular function: protein binding.